AUGAGUCUGCAGCAGCAGCAGCAGCAGCAGAUGCAGCAGCAGCAGAUGCAGCAGCAGCACAUGCAGCGGAAAUCGCCGCAGCAAGGGAAAGCGGGCACGAGCUGGAGCAGCAGCAGCAGCAGCAACAGAGACGCAGAAGCAGCAGCAGCAGACAAGCAGAAGCAGCAGCAACAGAGACGCAGAAGCAGCAGCAAAAGCGACGCAGAAGCAGCAGCAACAGAGACGCAGAAGCACCGGCACCAGAGACGCAGAAGCAGCAGCAACAGCAGCAGCAACAGCAGCAGCAACAGCAGCAGCACACCCACUCACAGCUGCAGCACAUCCACUGGCCGCAGCAGCACAGCCACCAGCAGCACCGUCAGCAGCAGCAGCGCAGCCACCAUCUGCAGCAGCACAGCCACCAGCAGCAGCCCCACAAGCAGCAGCAGCAGCAGCAGCAGUAGCAGCAGCAGCAAACUUACUAGCAGCAUGCAGAAGGCCCCGCAAGGGUCUUUGGUGAACCAGAUCUUCGUCUCCUCCAUUGUGGUGUACGUACACCUCAGAAAGAAGCGACAGGCGCUCUAG
Molecule: messenger RNA, 564 nt
Organism: Eimeria tenella
Lineage: Eukaryota; Apicomplexa; Conoidasida; Eucoccidiorida; Eimeriidae
Exons: 1
Coding region: 1-564 (187 amino acids)
Source: RefSeq, a predicted model, not a curated record